Messenger RNA from Ornithodoros turicata, 471 nucleotides. Its product is annotated as zinc finger protein 875-like. Gene Ontology annotation, cellular component: nucleus. The transcript is spliced from 2 exons. The coding region runs from base 1 to 471 and encodes 156 amino acids. The record is from RefSeq and is a predicted model, not a curated record. Gene Ontology annotation, molecular function: DNA-binding transcription factor activity, RNA polymerase II-specific. NCBI's taxonomy places the organism in Eukaryota, Metazoa, Arthropoda, Arachnida, Ixodida, Argasidae. Gene Ontology annotation, biological process: regulation of transcription by RNA polymerase II.
AUGUACAGCCAAGAUAAGGUUGAUUCGAGGCAGUUUUCAGAUAUCUCGAGCCGCAACAAGAAGCCGCUAAUGGCGACAGUGAAAGUGCUGGCUGUAAAGUGUGGCAACGUUGAACACGACCUAGACCCCUUCAGCGUCUUCCGUUGCGGCAGCGUGACCGUCUCCAGGUUACCGCUCGUGAAGCAGGCCCCCGAGGCGAAGCACUCCCAGAAGGGAGGAAGGCACCGGUGUCGCUUCUGCGAUUACUCCAGCGACGUGACGACCGACGUCAGGAGACACGAGAGGCGUCACACGGGCGAGAAGCCGUACGUGUGCGACGUCUGUUCCAAGGGUUUCACGCAGAAGAGCAACCUGGACAAGCAUUCCAAGACCGUCCACGAAGGGGAGAGGACUCACGUGUGCGCCACCUGUGGGCGGACGUUUCAGCAGAAGAGCCACCUGCAGAGGCACGAGGCGAUGCACUCGCAGUGA